AUGACUCCCCCCAUCCUUGAUCGAACGAUUGACUGUAAAAAAUUCCUAAAAAUUGGGAAAAUUAAUCCCCAUCCUUGAUCGAACGAUUUUCAUAUCAACCAAAUUUUUAUAUAUAUAAAAAUAUAUAUUAGUUAUCAAAAGCUUGGGAAGAUGCACAUAAUGAAGUUGUUUUCAGAGCUUUGAGACGACAGAAAGCCACGGAAUCAACCAUCCGAAGUGAUUUAGUCAUCAACCUAGGCUUAAAAACUCAAUAAUCUAAUAAAAUAGAGAUUCUUUAAAAUUUUAAAAAAAACAAAUUUUAAUUUAAUAAGGAGAAAUUAAAAUUUAUACAGUUUAAAAAGGGUAACUAAUAAAUUAAAAUAUUAAAAAUUGGUAUUUUUAUGAAAUUUAAUUCAAUUUUGCUGUAAAAAUAAUUAUUAAAUACUCUUAACCCUCUUAUUUAAAAGUAAAUAAAAAAAAAUAUAUAUAUAUAUUUUUUUUAACCCCCAUCCUUGAUCGAACGAUGGCAAGCCAUUCGAUCAAGGAUGGGGAGAGUGAGUAAAAAAGUUCUGUCAAAAAGCGCGAUUUCUUAUAGAGAUAUAGAUAACUUCUCUUAUAGAGAAGAAAGGAAAAAACUAUUUAAUGUUUCUAAAUCAAGACAUCCUGUUUUACAAGUCUUCAAGAAAUCAAAGAGCAACAAAACAGACACAAACCUCCCUGUCAGGACAAACAGUGUGCACACCCCAAAGCGCCCGGCUCAUUCUCGCCUUUUGACCUAUUUGUAUGCAGCUGCAUCUCCUAGUACUUCUCCUAGCAAUAAAAUUGCAAACAGCAGUUUCUCAAUGGAUAAAUCACCAGCAUCAGUUUCAUUUGACGCUGGAAUUUGUCCUUUAAGCUCUUCUUUGAAAUCUAGAAGACUCUUAUCGAGGCAUUCAAAUUCCCAAUACAAAGACCAAUGUUUGAAUUUUUUUCAAACAACACAAAAUCAGUCACUAGACGAAACUUUUCAAAUAAAAAAUACUGAGCUUCUAAGACAUUACCAAGAAUUAAAGCAACCAGCUGUUCCACUUAUAUUUAAUGAUAAGCCUGGAAAUACGCCUUUUACUAAUGAGUUGCUUAAUCUCCUCUGCUGUGAGCAAGAUAUUUUUUUAGAGGAUUUUAUUUUUUAAAAUAAAUAUUUAACGAAAUUUCCUUAAAAUUUUUAUUACAAAAAAUUAUUUUGCUCAUAGGUCAAUUAUUUUUAAAAAUACUAUAACUUUUAAAUAGGCUUUCUCAUUUAAAGGGAAAUUUAAAAAAAUUUAUAUAGCUGAUUCACCUUCUACAAACCGUGAAGAAAAGACUGUGAAUAAAUUUCAUAAAAUAAGAAGCAGACCAAGGUCAAGCUAUGUGAAUCACAAUAAAAUUAUUGGUAUUGGGUCUAGUUGCUUAAAAUCGAAAAAUAGCUUUUCUUUUGAAGUGACAAAUCCUUUAAUUAUUUUUGAUCAAAGCGAAUUUUAUAUAUCUUCAAAUUCGGUGAUUAAAAAAUAA
Messenger RNA from Blepharisma stoltei, 1506 nucleotides. The record is from the annotation of a GenBank genome assembly. NCBI's taxonomy places the organism in Eukaryota, Ciliophora, Heterotrichea, Heterotrichida, Blepharismidae.